Messenger RNA from Pseudogymnoascus destructans, 2228 nucleotides. RefSeq lists its product as uncharacterized. The coding region runs from base 170 to 2164 and encodes 664 amino acids. Gene Ontology annotation, biological process: protein dephosphorylation. The record is from RefSeq and is a predicted model, not a curated record. Gene Ontology annotation, molecular function: protein serine/threonine phosphatase activity; cation binding. The transcript has 2 exons. NCBI's taxonomy places the organism in Eukaryota, Fungi, Ascomycota, Leotiomycetes, Thelebolales, Thelebolaceae.
CCAAAUCUUCAGCCUCGCACAGCAUUUCUUCAGUAUUCAUACGCAUCCUCUUGAAUCACGACUUCUGCAUUGAUCUGCCACUGUUUAACAUCACCUCUUCAACUAGCAACUCACUCAGGAUGACCACAUCCUAGAUCUCGAGCGUUGAUUGCGAGUUGAGUGGCUAGGGAUGCCGCGUCUCAACAAUACUCGUCGGGCAGCGCGGCCCUGGACGCUCACAGAUACAUAUGGAUUUAUAGCGACAUAUCUCUCGAUUUCGCCCGGACAUGGGCACUCGUCACGAUUACUACGUAGCCGAUUGCCAACUUUUUCACGAUCUUACAGGAAUGCAUCAUAUAUACCCAUACUUGCGAAUCAAUCACUCGACAGCUCUCUCCAGGCGAAACAGGGAGAUGGCAUACAAGGCCGCUCUCUGCAGAUAAACCAGCGCGACUGCGUCCUCCCUCGCUCCCAGCGCCGUCACUUCCACAACUACUUCGUCACACACCUUCCCUCCAGCUCUCUGCACCCGGACUCCCGCUCUCCCCACCACAAACUCCCCCGCGCAGCCUCAAUCCCACACACGAGUGCUAGCCCACCCCCAACUGCCGUCCCGCUAUUAGCUAGCUCGUCACGCGACCUCACCGUCGUACGCAUCCCGAUCCAGAGCGCGAAGCACCACUUCGGAGCGAAGACAUCUCGCGGCACGCGCCCCUACAACGAGGACCGCUUCGAGGCCGGCACGAUUGAGAUCCCCGCCUUCGCGAACCGCGCACCGAUCAGUUUGACCCGCAGCGAUACCGGGUCGGGACAGGGACCUGAGGCGACAUCGGCGGACAGCGCGAGCGGGGAUCCGCAGGUGUUUUACUUUGGGGUAUUUGAUGGGCAUGGCGGUUCCGAGUGCUCGGAGUUUUUGAAGCAGGAGUUGCAUCACUAUGUGGAGGAUGCGGCGAAGCAGUUUGGGCUGCAGUCGAGCUUGAAGAGGAGCCCGGAUUCCAUGCAGGAUCCGGCGAUGGGAACCGCGGUGCCUGAGGUAGGGGUUGCGACUGAGGGGGAGUUGUGGAAGGAGGGGAAGAAGGGCUUGAAUGCCGUGGAUAUGAAGACGAAAGAGGAGACGAAGCCGGCUGAUACGAGGAGCCCCAAGGAGCAGGUAGCGCAGCGUCCGCCGGAUGCUGAGCGUCUGAAGUCGGAGGACCCGCUGAAGCAGCGGAUGGACAAGCCGAAAGCUCUGGAACUCGAGGCAUCUCUCCUUGAUCAUUGGAAGAGCACAGUUGGGGGAUACUUCCGGCGAUUCAAACCGGACUACUUUGAUGUUAAGGUCAAGUACCAGCAUCGGAACCACAAGACAACCAACGAGCCCGCCAGCCCGGAAACAGCACCCUCUAUCGAGACAGUGCUCAUGUAUGCAUUCCUCCGCUGCGACCUCGACUUCGUCAUCGCGCAGGCCUCCAAGCCCGACAAAGAAUCCAUCUUCGACCUCCCCCUUAACCACGGCGAGGUCCUCGGCCGCCCCUCCCAGGCCGCCCACAACAUCGGCGGCCCAAUCCGUUUCAAAGGCGGCUCCACUGCCUCCGUCGCCAUGGUCUCAACCCCAAGCCCGACGCCCUUCUGGCACCCGAGCUCGCCCUCCACCCUCCUCGUCGCCCACGUCGGGGACACGCGCAUUCUCCUCUGCGACACAGCGACUGGCCUCGCCGUCCCCACGACAACCAACCACCACCCCAGCUCACCCAUCGAGAGCACGCGUCUGCACCGCUACGCUGCGACCUUUGUGACUGACUCUUUCGGCGAGGAGCGUAUGUCUGGACUGGCUAACACGCGUGCCUUUGGCGACAUGAAGUCCAAGCGCAUCGGCGUUAGCGCCGAACCAGAGAUCGUGCGCGUUGCGCUCGCGCCAGCGCAGUACAGCUUCCUCGUGCUGGUGUCGGAUGGGGUGUCUGGAACGCUGACCGACCAGGAGAUCGUGGAUGUGGUGAAGGAGGCGAAGACGCCGGAGCAGGGCGCGCAGGAAGUCGUGACGUUCGCGACCGAGACGACUAAGGACGGCGAUAAUGCGACGUGCCUUGUUGUGCGUCUUGGGGGGUGGGAAAGGCGGGCCGAGGGCGGCUCAGGGAGUUUGGGGACGAAGGAGGUGAGAGAUUUUAGGAGGCAGGAGGCCACCGAUCCAAGGCGCAAUAGGAGAUAAGGGAAACAUGGUUAUGAUAUAGGGGAUGUGGCGUUUGCACACGAUGAUUUUUGGAAACUGGCAG